This is a messenger RNA of Chanos chanos (milkfish), 2107 nucleotides long. It is a transcript of the gene spint2, whose product is annotated as serine peptidase inhibitor, Kunitz type, 2. The transcript has 9 exons. Gene Ontology annotation, molecular function: serine-type endopeptidase inhibitor activity. NCBI's taxonomy places the organism in Eukaryota, Metazoa, Chordata, Actinopteri, Gonorynchiformes, Chanidae. Bases 84 to 1412 code for a protein of 442 amino acids. The record is from RefSeq and is a predicted model, not a curated record.
UUGUUAUUACCUUUUAUUUAAUAUAGGUUGACUAGUGUACGACAGGCAUAACAAAGAAGUGAAAUCGCUGGGACUUUUUGAAAAUGGCUCAGGUGCGCUGUGUGGCUGUUGUUGUCUGCCUUCUGUCUGCCUGCCUGGUUCACGGGCAGGACACUGCGGAAUGCGCAUGGGAUUCAAACGUGGCUUUGGAGCAAGGACUGAACAUUAAAUCAUUUGAUGAUGGCGCAAGUUAUGCGGCUCGUUAUCCUGAGAUUUCGGACGCCCAGAAGUGCCGGGAGGCUUGUUGUCAAAGGGAAGAUUGUCAGGUGGCUCUCAUGGGAACCCCGGCCGAUGCACUCGCCGAGUGUUUCCUUGUAAAUUGCGUCAAAGAUGGAAAAGACGUUUGCCUCUUCCAGCCUGACACACAAUUUAAAGUCUAUCGCAAAAAACAAAUGUCCCAGUCCGAUUCACCAAGAGUUGCCGCCGACGUAAGCGCUCCCAACUCCACAGACCACUGCCAUCUUCCAAAAGAAGUGGGUCCCUGCCGAGGUGCUUUCACACGGUUCUUUCACAAUGUCACCAGUCAGGCCUGUGAACAGUUCAUCUUUGGAGGAUGCAGGGGCAACGAGAACAACUUUAUGACACAGGAUGAGUGUGAAAGCUCCUGUAAAGGUGUAACAGGUACUGUGCUGGAAAGCAACUCACUCCCUGACACCCCACAAAAGAGAAUGUCUAUUCCAGAAAACGACAAAGCUGUCAGUCCUGAGGGCCCUGCCACUCCACUGCCUGAAAUGACCUCAGAUGAGUUUGCAGCCAAAUGCCAGGCGCCCCCGCUGACUGGACACUGCCGCGCUGCCCACAGACGCUACUACUACAACCCUGCCACUGGCACCUGCGAGCAGUUCAUCUAUGGCGGUUGCCGUGGCAACCAAAACAACUAUGAGACAGCAGAGGAGUGCCAGACCACCUGCACAGUGAGGGUUGUUCCCAGUUCCAGAAAGAGCACUGAAGACCAGGAGACUGGUGAUGACCAAGAGGCCUGCAUGGCACCGUCUGAACCUGGUCCCUGCCGUGCUUAUUUCAAGAUGUUCUUCUAUGAGCCCAGCUCCGGCUCCUGCCAGCCCUUUGUCUACGGUGGGUGCAGGGGCAAUAGCAACCGCUACAGCACGGUGGAGGAGUGCAUGUCCAGAUGCGCUGGCGUGGACGGGCGUUUUGAUGAACAUGGGAACGGUCAAGGUCGUGGCCGCUGGACUCCAGCCUUCUUCCUGGUGGCUACCUUGGCAGUCAUCUCCGCCGUGCUGCUGGUCGGAUUGAUCCUAAUCUCUGUCCGCCGGGCCAAGCUCCACCACUUCCACAUUCUGGAUGACAAGCAAGAGCUGCUCACUGAGGAGCAGAUGCUGGAGGAGACAACACCCAAACAAGGCUCCCCUUAAACACCUCCACUACUAUUUGUCACACAACUGUCUUUUAACUCUCCUAACAUGUGAAGAAUCAUUUAGAUUUUAGCACAGUAAUUACACACACCGGUUAAUAGUUUUUAAUCUUUUUUUUCCUUUUUUAUACUCGGCUACUUUUGAUGAGAUCUGUCUUUUAUCUAUCUGUUUAUCUAUCUGUCUUCCCUCUGAAAGUUAUACGUACCUGUGUGUACGUCUAUAAGUUUAAAAAAUGGAACCAGUAAAAUGAAGGGAAAAGUAACAUAUGUUAGGCUACUGAGGACACCUAUGCUGAAACUUUGUCUGUAGCGAACAGUUUCUAGUUUAACUCUCUAUAUUCAUGGCAGCGCAUUUUCAAACAGUUAAAUUCUUAAAGAAAAGAUGAUGUGAAUUACCAAGGAUCCUUUGAUAAAGAGAGGAAUGUAAAUUAAAAUUAACACACAGGUAAGUUUACUUAUCAGUCUUUUUGUAUUGGAUAAUGAGCCACAGAGUGAUGUGGUGACAGACUAUAUAAUUCUGAGAGCAGAAAAGAGAGAGCGAAAGAAGAAGGAAUUCGGCUGUUUGAGUCUAGAGUCUGUUGCCCGUGAAUCUGUUAACAAACCUUCUUAUGUUGAGUGGGACUCUAUUCUUCAUGUUUUAGAGUGGUUUUCAACUGAAAGAAUUACUUCAGUCAUUUUCAAUAUAAACUUAAUAAA